AUGUCUUGUGAUCUAAGUGACCCCGCCAUCACAGUAGCGUAUGAAGAGAUCAUAAAUGGUCAAGACACCGAAUGGCUUAUCCUUGGAUAUAACGAUACAAGAGAUAAGAUUUCUUUAUACUCAAAAGGUUCACAUGGACUUGAGGGGCUUCGAAGUAAUUUAAAAGAUGAAGUAUUAUAUGGAUUUAUAAGGAUUGAAAAUAAAUUUGUUUUAUUAACUUAUGUUAGUGAACAAGUCAGUGGUGUAAGAAGAGCCCGUGCUUUAGUUCAUGGUAGAGCAGUUGGUGCAUUAUUCAAGCAGGCGCAUCAAAUACAAAUUAGUGCUUCAACACCAAACGAUCUUUCAGAAGCAAAUGUACGUAAUCGUUUGAAACUUGGCGAACCCGAUAAAUCGUCUUCAAUACCAAAAAGAGAAGCUGAACGAAAACGGAACGAAGAACUUCGAUCCAAAUUUGCAGAUUUAGAAAAAAGUGGCAAGGUUGCGUUAAAUGGUUUUCUUACUGUUCAAGGUGGCGGAGUUUAUUUUUGGAAACGUCGUUUCUUUGAACUUCGCGGAAAAACACUCUAUCUUUUCCGUGACGAGAAUGACAAACUUCCGAUCUCUAAACUUGAGCUUGAUGGACAAAUUGCCGGCGUAACAGAUGCACAAUCUGAAGUUUUGAUACUUAAUUCUUUUAAAGUUGAUUUCAAAACAUCAGAAGCCUAUUAUUUCUUUUCUGAUGAUAAAAAAGAUAAAGAAUCAAUUGUUACCGCUAUAGGAAGAUAUGUUAAAUAA
Entrophospora sp. SA101 is the source of this 774-nucleotide messenger RNA. Lineage: Eukaryota; Fungi; Glomeromycota; Glomeromycetes; Entrophosporales; Entrophosporaceae. The record is from the annotation of a GenBank genome assembly.